AUGGGGGCCGCCAUGGAAGCCGGAAACCCGGGGAGAGAGAUCACCGAGAGCGGACUGGGGGCCCUGGACAGGCGGGUGAGGGGCCCUGGGGGGCAUGGGGGGCCCUGUGGGGGGCAUUAUAGCAUGUAUAUGGUGAGGUUCCCACAUGUUCCAUGGGGGCAUGGGGCACCGUUGGGGGCAUUAUAACAUUUAUGGUGAGAGUUCUCACAUGUUCCAUGGGGGGCAUGGGGGCACCGUGGGGGGGCAUUAUAACAUUUAUGGUGAGAGUUCUCACAUGUGCCAUGGGGGCAUGGGGCACCGUUGGGGGGCAUUAUAGCAUUUAUGGUGAGGUUCUCAUGUUCCAUGGGGCAUGGGGGCACGUUGGGGGGCAUUAUAACAUUUAUGGUGAGAGUUCUCACAUGUUCCAUGGGGCAUGGGGCACUGAGGCAUUAUAACAUUUAUGGUGAGAGUUCUCACAUGUGCCAUGGGGGGGGGCAUUAUAACAUUCUUGGAUAGUCUCAUUGCGGUCAGCAGCUUUUACUUCUCAAUACUCCGCUCAUUAAAGAACAUUGUAUCCCUUAUUCUCUCUCUGCUUCGGCUAGGAAUGGGUUUACCAUAUGAACCUGCAAUGCCGGGGGUUACAUUCCCCCUUAGGGGUCUGGACCCAAAUAUCAGACCAUUCAGAAUACAAUGACCCCUAAUCACCCCUCUAUUACAUGAAGAAAAAUCAUCUAUAGUAUAUGUACCAGAAACCUGUAUAUCUAAUAAUAUAUCUCAUAGCUUUAUAUAGAGAGUAAUAAUAAUAAUAAUAAUAAUAAUAUAUCUCAUAGCUUUAUAUAGAGAGUAAUAAUAAUAAUAAUAAUAAUAAUAAUAUCUCAUAGCUUUAUAUAGAGAGAGUAAUAAUAAUAAUAAUAAUAAUAAUAUAUCUCAUAGCUUUAUAUAGAGAGUAAUAAUAAUAAUAAUAAUAAUAAUAUCUCAUAGCUUUAUAUAGAGAGAGUAAUAAUAAUAAUAAUAUAUCUCAUAGCUUUAUAUAGAGAGUAAUAAUAAUAAUAAUAAUAAUAAUAAUAAUAUAUCUCAUAGCUUUAUAUAGAGAGAGUAAUAAUAAUAAUAAUAAUAAUAUAUCUCAUAGCUUUAUAUAGAGAGAGUAAUAAUAUAUCUCAUAGCUUUAUAUAGAGAGUAAUAAUAAUAAUAAUAAUAUAUCUCAUAGCUUUAUAUAGAGAGUAGUAAUAAUAAUAAUAUAUCUCAUAGCUUUAUAUAUAGAGAGUAAUAAUAAUAAUAAUAAUAAUAAUAUAUCUCAUAGCUUUAUAUAGAGAGUAAUAAUAAUAAUAAUAUAUCUCAUAGCUUUAUAUAGAUUGUAAUAAUAAUAAUAAUAAUAUACCUCAUAGCUUUAUAUAGAGAGUAAUAAUAAUAAUAUAUCUCAUAGCUUUAUAUAGAGAGUAAUAAUAAUAAUAUAUCUCAUAGCUUUAUAUAGAGAGAGUAAUAAUAUAUCUCAUAGCUUUAUAUAGAUUGUAAUAAUAAUAAUAAUAAUAUAUCUCAUAGCUUUAUAUAGAGUAAUAAUAAUAACAUAUCCUCAUAGCCUUUAUACAGAUUGUACACACACACACAAUAUACCCCAUAGCUAUAUAGAGAGCACACACAAUAUAUCCUAUAGCUUUAUAUAGAGAGUAAUAAUAUAAUAAUAAUAAUAUAUCUCAUAGCUUUAUAUAGAGAGAGUAAUAAUAUAUCUCAUAGCUUUAUAUAGAGAGUAAUAAUAAUAAUAAUAAUAUAUCUCAUAGCUUUAUAUAGAGAGUAGUAAUAAUAAUAAUAUAUCUCAUAGCUUUAUAUAUAGAGAGUAAUAAUAAUAAUAAUAUAUCUCAUAGCUUUAUAUAGAGAGUAAUAAUAAUAAUAAUAAUAUAUCUCAUAGCUUUAUAUAGAUUGUAAUAAUAAUAAUAAUAAUAUACCUCAUAGCUUUAUAUAGAGAGUAAUAAUAAUAAUAUAUCUCAUAGCUUUAUAUAGAGAGUAAUAAUAAUAAUAAUAUAUCUCAUAGCUUUAUAUAGAGAGUAAUAAUAAUAAUAUAUCUCAUAGCUUUAUAUAGAGAGUAAUAAUAAUAAUAAUAAUAUAUCUCAUAGCUUUAUAUAGAGAGUAAUAAUAAUAAUAUAUCUCAUAGCUUUAUAUAGAGAGUAAUAAUAAUAAUAAUAAUAUAUCUCAUAGCUUUAUAUAGAGAGUAAUAAUAAUAUAUCUCAUAGCUUUAUAUAGAGAGUAAUAAUAAUAAUAAUAAUAAAUCUCAUAGCUUUAUAUAGAGAGUAAUAAUAAUUAUAUAUCUCAUAGCUUUAUAUAGAGAGUGUGUAAUAAUAUAUCUCAUAGCUUUAUAUAGAGAGAGUGUGUAAUAAUAAUAUAUCUUAUAGCUUUAUAUAGAGAGUGUGUAAUAAUAAUAUAUCUUAUAGCUUUAUAGAGAGAGUGUGUAAUAAUAAUAUAUCUUAUAGCUUUAUAGAGAGAGUGUGUAAUAAUAAUAUAUCUCAUAGCUUUAUAUAGAGAGUGUGUAAUAAUAAUAAUAUAUCUCAUAGCUUUAUAUAGAGAGUGUGUAAUAAUAAUAUAUCUUAUAGCUUUAUAUAGAGAGUAAUAAUAAUAAUAUAUCUCAUAGCUUUAUAUAGAGAGUAAUAAUAGUUAUAUAUCUCAUAGCUUUAUAUAUAGAGUAAUAAUAAUAAUAUAUCUCAUAGCUUUAUAUAGAGAGUAAUAAUAAUAAUAAUAAUAUAUCUCAUAGCUUUAUAUAGAGAGUAAUAAUAAUAAUAAUAUAUCUUAUAGCUUUAUAUAGAGAGUGUGUAAUAAUAUAUCUUAUAGCUUUAUAGAGAGAGAGUGUGUAAUAAUAUAUCUUAUAGCUUUAUAGAGAGAGUGUGUAAUAAUAAUAUAUCUCAUAGCUUUAUAUAGAGAGUAAUAAUAAUAAUAUAUCUCAUAGCUUUAUAUAGAGAGUGUGUAAUAAUAAUAUAUCUCAUAGCUUUAUAUAGAGAGUGUGUAAUAAUAAUAUAUCUUAUAGCUUUAUAUAGAGAGUAAUAAUAAUAAUAUAUCUCAUAGCUUUAUAUAGAGAGUAAUAAUAGUUAUAUAUCUCAUAGCUUUAUAUAGAGAGUAAUAAUAAUAAUAUAUCUCAUAGCUUUAUAUAGAGAGUAAUAAUAAUAAUAUAUCUCAUAGCUUUAUAUAGAGAGUAAUAAUAAUAAUAAUAAUAUAUCUCAUAGCUUUAUAUAGAGAGUAAUAAUAAUAAUAAUAUAUCUCAUAGCUUUAUAUAUAGAGUAAUAAUAAUAUAUCUCAUAGCUUUAUAUAGAGAGUAAUAAUAAUAUAUCUCAUAGCUUUAUAUAGAAAGAGUGUGUAAUAAUAAUAUAUUUCAUAGCUUUUUAUAUAUAUAGAGAGAGUGUAAUAAUAAUAAUAUAUCUCAUAGCUUUAUAUAGAAAGUGUGUAAUAAAAACAUCUCAUAGCUUUAUAUUGAGAGAGUAAUAACAAUGUAUCUCAUAGCUUUAUAGAGAGAGAGUGAAAUAAUAUAUGUCAUAGCUUUAUAUAGAGAUAGUGUGUAAUAAUAAUAAAUCUUAUAGCUUUAUAUAGAGAGAGUGUGUAAUAAUAAUAUAUCUCAUAGCUUUAUAGAGAGAGUGUGUGUAUUAGUAGACAAGGGGUGAACGUCACCUAAUAUUCCCCUUUAUAGUCACAUAUUUACCUCUUUCGACAUACAGCAGUCAUAUAAAUCAAUCUAUCUAUUAAUUAUUAUUGCUACUAUUAAAUCUCUAUAUUAUCUAUUAGUAUAGGUAUAUAUCUAUCAGUAACAUAAUAAAUGGGGGUUCAUAAUAAAUAUUACGGGAUCAGAAGACGAGGAGGGCGCUGUCCAAGCAAGCUGACGAUUUAUCUGCUGGUCUGUGUGUUUCUGUUCGUCUCUCAAUAAGAGAUCAUAAAAUGACAUAAUCAGAACUAGAAAUUAAUUUUACAGUCUGCAAUUCCAACAUCCAAAAUGAAGACGGGUUCGUUAGCUGAUGAACCCCCAAAUCACAAGUCGCACCAUACACAGGAGAGGCCCGAUCACAAGUCCCAAUCUGAUGGUGUGGCCGGAGGCCCUUUCAGAGCAAGGUAACCAUGAAAGUACUAUGUGCUUUAUUCCAACGCCAAAUAAAUAACAAAGUCAUAUUUACCGAUACAGCCAACUCUGAUUAUAGAUCAUUUGUGGAAACAAUUCCCCCUUCUACCCGCCAUCUGUUAUUUCAAUACCAGUAAGGUUUAUUUGCUAAUCUGGAUUUGUGAAGAAUUGCAGAUUUGAAACUAAAAUUGCUGAGCUAAAAAAAAAGCUGAACACUGAGAUUUUCCAAUUUUGGCUCUUUUUGAAUAAAAUUUACCGUUUUCCCCAAUUCACAGUUUAGUGAAUAAACAUCUUAGUUUACAAUUUGUGUUUUUUUUUUUUUUAAACUUUCUAUUAUUUUCGAUUUCAUUAGGUUUUAAUGGUGUAAUACGUUUUAGAUCCUCUCCCGCCCCCCUUGAUGAAAUCACUGCAAAACACUUAAGUGGGACAAUGUUUUCACUUUUUUUUAAUUUAUUUUUUAAAAUGUUUAGUGAAGAAAGUGCUUAUUUGUGUGUGCGAUAGUUAACUUUUAUUGCCCUAUUAGUGUAAGCAAUUCUUGGUUGGCUUACGUAUCUGGACAAAUUCCUGAUCUCUGAACCGGCUUUAAGUUUGCUGGAGUUGGGCCCUUUCCACUCUCACUCGAUCCCAGCUCAGUACCUUUAAUUGGGAAUUGUCACAGCAUUGAUUUACCUCUGAAAUUACCCCACGCUGGGCUUUAAAGUGCUUUCAGUUUCCACCUUACAAUUAUCUUGUCUCUGGUUCACUCAGAGCAGUUACUUCAACAAUGAAAAUUCCUUUCUCCACUUUUCAAGUUUAACCACUGACCUCUCAGUGUCUUAAAUUUAUUCCUCAGAAAAACAAAAACUGUGAGCACUCAAACUACUAAUAAGGUCACACAUGCCAGCGCCUCAGCAUUUACAGCACGUCCGACAGCUACCCAGGGAGACAAACUGGCAUUAUCUUAUCUACCAUCUACGACAAAGGUUGGUGUCCUGAUUUUCAUCUUGAUUUCUUAUUACCUUUUAUAUCACCUUAAAUUGACUGGUUGCUUAAUAAUGUCUAGAUAUGAUAACCUUAAAGAUUUGCACACUCAUCUAUUAAUUAGCAGUUCUUCUGCCAAGCGUUAUGAAGACUUUAAAUGCAGUGGGCUAGAGGUUACUUUUGGUCACAUGUCUGAGCCAGGCUAAGACUUCAUUAUCCAUCAAAAACCCAAUGCUGUAAGCUUUUAUCCAAGAGAUUGAUUGAAUUGCACAAUGCUAUGGUAACCUUCUUGCACACGCAUCUAGCCUUUGUUAUGUAUGCUAAUGAGGAAUAAGGGAAUUUUUUUAUGCAUCAUAAUUAAUGUAUAGAUACACCGAGUGGGGUCAAAAUUUGGGCAAAAAGUGCUGAUUUACUAAAACAAAUUACAACUCAGUUUGUCUAUUUCCACCUGCAUUUAAGUUUUCAAUAUACUACUUUAUUGCAUGACAGAUAUAGUGACUACAUCUGUAGCAAAGCAUCGUGGGAGAUGUAGUCUACAACAUCUGGAGCGCCAAAGGUUUCCUAGGCCUGCCCUAUUGCAUGUCAUCUAUAGGGUUAAAUAGCAAAUUCAAUAGAAUUUCCUGUGUUGCGUCAAAAUAUAAUUUAAAAAGUUGGAAAAAUGAUUGAAUUUGACCAUUUUAACCAAAUUGUGCAGAUGAGUUGUUUUUCGCCACGUUUAGCUAUUGAGAGGAUAGCUAUAAUUUACAGACAGGUGUUUUUCCCCUUGCUGUUGAUUGCCAUCACUUUGCCAGUUCUUAUGUUGGUAUCUGUUUCCAGCAGAGAUCUGGAGUAAGCACCGUGCCUGGGAUUAGUGCCGCAGAAUGCCAAGCUUCGCCAAUACGCCAGAAGUUUCAGCACCAAGGGCAGACGGCACACGCUCUGAUUCCAGUGAGGAUUAAAAAGACAAGGUAGGCACAGAGAUAAUAUUUGUGUUUGUUAAACGCAAAGCCUUCCAAAGUACACUUUUUGUUUAUACACUGCAAUUAAUCCAAGUGAUCUAAACCCUUAGGCUUAAAGAUGAAAGGUUGAGUGAUGUGAAACACUAUUCUCCCGUUACCUACGAGUUCUCAGAUUUACACUAAAACUAUUUAACAGUGAAACAUAUCCGGCCAAAGUAUAGCAAGGCGAGGAUUUUAUAAAUUCAUUCCUAUGGCUACCAUUUCAAACAGACUGAAAUCUACCUUACUUCAUUUCUUUCUAUGUCCUUUGCUCAAAAAAUACUUUGAAUAAUAGAUUUAAAAGAACAUUUCUUUUUAGUACUUCCUAAAAUCAGAUUUAUUUACUAAACAUUGAACUGCAGUAUUUUUUUUUUUUUCUUCAAUGUAUAAUUUUUUUGGAAAGAUUUUACUUGGAUAUAUGACAAUUGUAGAUUAGGCUAGCUUUAGUGUACCUAUAAUCUUAAUUUUAUUAAUGACAGGAGGUGAGUAUUUGCUUAAGUCUCUCUUUACUAGAACUCCACAGCAGCACAUUAACACAGAGAAAAACCAACCAAUCAGAAAAAAAGUUAGGUACAGUAAAACUCCCCUCCCCACACAUAGCUUCCUCUUUCAAGCUGCGACAAAACAGAACAAAAGGCAGAAAAAACUAUGUAGAGAAAAAUUAGGAUAGCCCUAGGAUAUAAUCAAUGCAGCAACGUCAUCCAUCGAGAAGAAAUGUCAAACAUGGCAACAAGGACGGACUGUCCACUGAAACGAGAGAAACAGAAUCGAAAGGGCUGGUUAGACAAUAAAAUGUACUCUGAAGAAGCAGGCAGGCACCCAGUGUAACAACCAGAAUUACCGUAAUAUACAUAAAUCCCAACCCUUAUAAAGGAGGUGAAACAUGAACAAGUGACAUGUAGCAGAAACAACAAGCAGAGUUUUAUACAUACCUGAUUAUCCCAUACAUCUGACAACUAACCCAACAGGGAAGGGAUGAAAUAAGGAGGGAUAUAUUUGCCUCCUGUCAUUAAUAAAAUUAAGAUUAUAGGUACACUAAAGCUAGCAUAAUCUACAAUUUUAUAACAUGACAGGAGGCUUCAUAUUUGCAGUUUUAGCGCUCAGCCAACAAAUCAAACGAUGCUUGUGUCGCUGGCAAUUAAAGAAAUAAGUCCAGAAUGGACCCUUCAACCGCGAGAUGUGACGGAAGCUUGAUCGAAGAAGAUGCCGGUCCUUGAUGAUCCUCCAAGUGCCGACAAAACGCCAUUAGAUAUGCUGUACUUGGGAAUCUGUGAUCUGGUUCCGUCAGGGAGGUUGAUAUACUGUAAUGCCAACAUGUUGACCAUUCUCAGCCCGACACAAUGUGUUGAAAGGCACUGGCUGGCUUGGGCUUGCUUGACCUUGAUGAGGAUGGCGGCCUCUCCGAUUGUCCAAGGGUCUCCCGUCGAUGUGGGCGCGCAAGAAGUUCUCUAAUCCCCAAGAUGCGCGUCGUCUGAGUCCGCUUUAAUGAUUGGGGCAGGGCAAAAUUGAACCUAUCUGUUCCCCCCUUGAUCCACGCAGCGAGUGGUCUCAACAGAGAAAAAUUCCACCACUCGGGCCAGUGUGCGGAGGGGCCCCUGGCUGCACCCUAGAUGUCUUCGGUACUCAAAGUUGAUUGAGGAAAACUGUGACUGUGGUAGUCAAAGAACUCUUAAAGGGGCUCUAUAGUGCCAGGAAAACAAACUUGUUUUCCUGGCUCUAUAGUGUUAAUAGGUCCCUCCCAUCCUCAGGGUCCCACUCUCACUGGGCUGAAGGGGACUGAAGGGGUUAAAACACCUUUCUCCAGCGCCGGGCUCCUUCCCUCGGAACUCUCCUCCUUCUGCUGACAUCAGCGCCAAAUGCGCAUGCGCGGCAGGAGCCACGUGCGCAUUCAAACCACCCAUAGGAAAGCAUUAUUUAAUGCUUUCCUAUGGAAGUCAGCAUCUUCUCACUGUGAUUUUCACACUGAGAAUCGCGGAAGCACCUCUAGCGGCUGUCAGUGAUACAGCCACUAGAGGCUUGAUUAACCCUCAGUGAAACAUAUGUUUUCUGUUGCAGGGUUUAAACUAGUGGGACCUGGCACCCAGACCACUUCAUUGAGCUGAAGUGGUCUGGGUGCCUGUAGUGGUCCUUUAACCCCUUAAGGACCAAACUUCUAGACUAAAAGGGAAUUAUGACAUGUCACACAUGUCAUGUGUCCUUAAGGGGUUAAGGGCGUGUUUAUCCAGAAUCCCAAGAACCCCACCCUUGGGGCGAGGUGAGGCUGGAUUUCCAUGGUAGGCUGUGAAGCCUUGAGAUACGAACAAGGGGAGUGUAAACAGAGGUUGAAAUCCUAGUCCGAAGGCUUCGUCAUGGAACUAGUGUACAAACAGAAUAGCCAGGGCCAUAGCCACAGUCUGAGCAGGCCAAUAAUGGGGCACAGUCAGAGUAGGUCAAUCCUGGGGCACAGUCAAAGUCAGGCCAAUCCUGGGAGCUGCAACAGGACAGCAAAUCUGAACGCCAACACACGGGGGGCUAUGCUCAUAUAGAUUAGUGACCCCCCAGGUGCAAAUCUAUAUAACCCCCAGCGGAUAUUUCCGAGUGAUGAGAGGGGUGUGGGGUGGGGGAGGGGGGUGGAGGCUGGAGGCUGCAGCUCCCAUGUGGCACCCCUGCUCUCCCCCAUUCGCCCCAGGCACACGCAGGCCGUGGUAAACUCCGGCUGCGGCUUGCGACGGGUAGAAAGGGUGCGGUAAGAGGAGAGAGGCUCCAAUAGGCGUGAGGACAAUAGGCAGCGGGAGCAAAAAGGUGGGGCCGCCGGAGACGGCGCUCGGGAUUGGGGAGGCUGUUAGAAAGUAGUCUCCCGCAAUUCCCGAGCAGAAUAAAGAACCGUAAAACUAGGUAGCCAGCAGGCAGAAGGAGAAACGCAUAGAAAAACAGUGGGUGGUCAGGGAAAAAAACAGAAAAGGAGGGGAAAAUAGCUAAACGCAAAACGGAAUCUCCCUGAAGAAAGAAAAGCAAUAGUCUCCAGAAUAUAGAGUUAUAGAUAACAGGGCACAAUAAUGUGAAUUAAAUAUAGGCACUAACAAAACAAGUUAAAACAAUGAAAGCAGCAAUAUAUAUAUAUAUACACAAUCCCACAGCCACCCACUGAGAGCAGGAGGCAGUGGUACUCUGACCUGUACUGACGUGGAGCAGGAAAGAAAGAUGAAGUUAUGUGUGGGGAGGGGAGUUUUAUUGUACCUAACUUUUUUCUGAUUGGCUGAUUUUUCUCUGUGUUAAUGUGCUGCUGUGGCGUUCUAGUAAAGAGAGACUCAAGCAAAUACUCACCUCCUGUCAUGUUCUAAAAUUCACAGUUCAGUGGCAUGGAUCGUGCUGUAUAACAUGUCAUUUAACAGUAGUGGCAAUGGUAAUAAUUGUAGCAGGUAGUACACGUACUGGUAUCAGGUUAAUGACUGGAUUCUAUCCUGUACAGAAUGCGAUGUAGGCAGAUCACAGGUAUCAACUGAAUCUGGGUACAGCUAUAGAAAUCUCCACGUAGCCACCCAUGUGAACCAUUAAUUGCUAUGUCUGUAUCCUUGUGAGGGGAAGAAGAAGGGGAGAUAGGUGAGAGGAGCCAAGCAUAGCUCGGGGAGAGGAAGGGAAAUUAUACUACGAGGACAAAAGAAAAUGAUAUUAGUUUGGAAGGGUAAAGGUUAUCUAGGAGUAUUGUCUUCCAUUUUAUGAGUCUCGAUCCAGGAAUUGGGUUUCAGUAAUUGUUGUUCAGAUCUGGGCAGAGCCUGCCUGUACCCACCUCACUGUCACCCAAUGCACAGCUACUAUCAUCCAACACCUGUUUGUUGACCUAUGCGUUCAAUUGUGUUUUCCUGACAUCUUUCCAACUGCUCCAGAGUUUUGUGUGUUUGCUCUCGGUGGCUGUCAGUUUGCUAGCCAUUUUUUCAUAUUGAUAUGUAAGUUCGUUUAUUUAAAACCUUACUCUUAGAGGGAACUCGUACUCUCUUCCAGUGAGAUGCUAUGUAGGAUUUGGAUAUUGUGAUAUUGUGGAUAUUGUGUUUCAUAGUACCAACUUCAAGUCUCAGAGAUAGCAGUGUUGUACAUACAGGAAAGUUUGUGUGGUACCAAGUAGCAUCUCAUCAGUACCUUAGUGUUCUCUUCCCAAUGUGACACACUUUUAGAUGAUUGUUUUGUUUGUGUCAUUACCGUCUGCCACACCUCCCUGGUAAACAUUUUUUCCAACUCUCUUUCGCAUGUUAGCAUGUAGGAGAGUUUAUUACUAUCUUCGUGUCCCGUAGUAGAAUUAUAGCAUAAGGACAAUGGUCUCACCUGGCCUGAGGGUUUUAUGCAGUACCUGACAAACAAAGGAAGUGAAGCUUGUUCUAUGUGUGUUUUGCGUUUAGACUGAAUUAUAUGUUUAGUCCUUGAAUCCAUUGUAGUUCCGUAGGGGAUUCUGGUAAAUCGUUCUCUUUAAAAAAAAAUUUUUUUUUUUUUUUAGGUACUCAGGGUUUUCAGUCUCCACUUGCCUCUGCCCCUAGUUGGGUAUGGAGUUUGAAGUGUAACUAUUAUAGGUGCAUGGUUGGACCAGGUCCUCUGUCCUAUGGAAAUAUCAGAGAGAUGUGUUAUGGUGUGCUUGUCCGUCAGGCACAUGUCAAUUCGUGUGUAAGUCAUAAGUACAGGGGAAAAGAACGAGUAGUCCCUGGCCGAGGGGUACAGGCUCCGCCAAGUAUCAUAAGUUGUGUUUAUGCAGUAAUUGUGCCACAUGCUGGCUAAGAGAGAGAGAUGCAGUAGUGGGAUUUUUGUUUCUUAACCUUUUUGUAUCUAAGGUGGGGUCAAGCGUGCAAUUAAAGUCACCGCAGAUGAAAGUAUGACCUUCCCUAAGUUGCGUGGUCUUUUUAAAUGCUUUGGACAGAAAGGACAGUUGGGAGUCGUUAGGGGCAUACAGAGAGGCCACUGUGAUUUGCAGACCAUUUAGAGGCCCUGAGGGUCAUGGUAUUCAGUGUCUGGUUGGAACACACAGUCUCUGUGGAAGAGUAUGGAAGCGCCUUUAGUUUUAUUGGGAGAAAGAGCGUGGAAUACUUGGGGAUAUACUUUAGAAGAGAAGUUUGGUGGGUUGUAUUUACAGAGGGUUGUUUCUUGGAGACAUAUUAUGGCAGCUGUUGAUUUAUGUAUGUCUUGCAGGGUUAACAUUCGUUUAUUAGGGCUGUUCAAACUCUUAACAUUAACAUUCCCAUAGCGUGCUGCGGAGCUUAUCAUGAGUUAACUUAGGGGGUCUCUUUAACUGGAAGGAGACCCCAUUCCUGGCAGAUAGGGGCUGAGUAUGUAGGAAGGUUUGUUUAAGCAAAAAAAAUACUUUAACCAUAUUUAACAAUGGGGAGAGAAGGGAUAAACAAAAGUAUAUACAUAUCAUUCUUAGAGAAAAUGGUAACCUUUGUGGCUGAACAUGGAGCCGGCGCAAAGUAUGUCCACUCCCAAACAUUCAGCUCAAGGGGUACGUACCAAUCCGAUUCCCUGACCUUAUCAGACAUAAUUUAAUAUAUCAAGAGUUGAGGAACUUGUUACAGCUAACACAAUUAUUAUUAUUAUUUUUUUCGUCAUAACUUGUUGUGGCAUAGGAUGGUUCCUAUAUGACUCAGUCAAACUAUAUGUGGGUCAGUUAUCUAACCGUCCCCCGCCAAAUCUCCACGUCACGUUAUCGUGAGGGCCUGGAUGGGGACGGUUUCCUAGUAGGGGAUUACCUGUACAGCCAAUACCACCAUAUUAAACUUCUGUUAAAACAUAUUGUGUGAGAAUAAUACGCUAUUUGAAUUAACACAGAGUUGGUAUAUGCAAUUAUGUUAACUAAUAUCAUGCACCUUCUAUUAUAACCAGUUAUAUAUAUGCAUUAUAUAGUGCAUUGACAGGCAGAAAUAUACAGGGGCCUGGCGGCCGGCUACCAGUCCUGUGUGCGGUAUGGGUUGCAAUGAAAAAGUUCCCCUUAAUUACUUGUUCUUGAGUUUGCCAUCUGCCAUUCCCCUUGCAUAUGCUUCGGUGAGGAUUUCUGUUGAUCGCCGCAGCUCUCAGUAAGCCCCAAUCUGUCAGCAGCUUGGCUCCAUCCUCUGGUUCUAAGAUGACAUGGGAACUGCUGUUUUUCCAUAUCAGGAUCUUUGUGGUAUAUCCCCACCUGUAUUGUAUGGUGUGAUUCCUGAGAGUCUUUGUGACGUUGACAAACUCUUUCCUCCUGGCCAUUGUCGCAGCAGACAGAUCUGCGAAGAUGGAGAUGUGCUGGUACGGUUCCGGUAGUGAUGGGAGUUUCCGUGCAGCCUGAAUAAGCAAGUCUUUGGGCUUGAAAUAUUAAAAGCGGACAAUAGUGUCCUUUGGGGUAUCGGCUGAGAAGCGUGGUGGACGGGGCAAUCGAUGGGCAUGAUCGAUCAUCCAUGCAAGUCUUUCAAGCCUGGGACAAUUGCGCAGCACAAUGCUUAAAAAUAAGUAGGUAACUCUUCAUUAGGAAUCUUUUGUCUUUGAUCCCUCUAAAUCUGACGUUAUUACGCCUUGCCCUGUCUUCCACAUCAGCCAUAUGGCCGAUGGGCACGAUCCAUCAUCCAUGCGAGUCUUCCAAGCCUGGGACAAUUGCGCAGCAUAACACUUUCAAAUAAAUAGGUAGCUCUUCAUAAGGAAUCUUUUCUCUUUGAUCCCUCUAAAUCUGAUGUUAUUACGCCUUGCCCUGUCUUCCAUAUCGGCCAUUUUGUGUUUGAGGAACUUGUGCCCUGUGGCAAAGCUCUGGAUUUUGUCCACUGCCUCAUUGUGAGCCGCCAUAGAUCUUCAGUUCUAUUUUCUAGAUGGUUGAUUCUGUCACCUAUUUCAUCCAGGUCUUUGCACAUAUCAGCUGUAAGCUCUUUAAAAUCUUUUUGCAGUGUGUGCGCCUUAGAUGCUGUCUCCUCAACGUCACUGGCUCAUCCGAGUAUCGGGCCGAUGUGAGGUCUUGAUCAGGCAGGCCUUCUGAUGUAGGCGAUGGGGCCUGUGCCUCGUCGCCAUCUUGAAUAGGUUUUUGGGGCUCUUUUUUAGAAUUCCGAAUUGGGUCAGUUAGCUUUAGUUGUUUGGAUGGUGCCAUAACAGACCUGUGUCCAGUGGAUGUUCACUGUCCGUCCUGGUCAAAUUUAUAUGAAAAUUCUGUAUGACGCUUCUAUGGUCAGAUAGGACAAGGAGCUCUCACUCCAUGCGUCCUCUGACUCGGAAGUUGGCCACGCCCCCGAACUGCAGUAUUUUAAAGGAAUGCUACAAAGGAAAAAUGUGUAUUUCAUAGAUAUACCCCAAUCAGAACAAAUGCAUUCAUUAAAGGCUGUAUUUUGUUAUUGUGUGUACAUCUGAAAACAGCUUGCAAAACCUGCAGAUCUGCAGCAUUUGCAAGUCCUCUCCUUCUUCCCGGGAGAAUGACCAAUAAGAAUCUUCUCAUUGAGCUGAAAUUUCAAGUUCACGGAAGGGGCUAAAGUAGGCUCUAUGGGUGCACGGUGACAGGUAAACCUAUACUUGGGGGAUCAGGCAGGCAUUCUAUAGCAGAUAACAACGGACACUUCCAUCAGGAAGAAAUGCUUCCUGGCUGUCUGAUUGACAGCCAGGUAGGUGUUUCUGAUAUUAGUAAUAAAAGUGAUGAUUUCAAAUAUAUGCCUUUUGUAUGUAAAGACUUCAGGAAGCUGUAGUGCCUUAUGUAUGUAGUGUUUGCCUAGAUCAGGGGUUCCCAACCCAGUCCUCAAGUAUCCCCUACCAGUCCAGGAUUUAGAGAUUACCCUGUUGUGUCUAAAGUGUUUUUUUUCUUCCUUUUUUACUAAAAACACUUAAAACACAAACGGGUACUCCCUAAAUCCUGGACUGGUAGGGGGUACUUGAGGACUGGGUUGGAAACCAAUGGCCUAGAACAAUCAAAUUGCAAAAUUUAGGUCAAAAUUGCUGAUUUGGAUAAUUUAGCAAUUUGGUUUACAAUACACUCUUUAGUGAAUAAUCCCAAUGGAAUUGAAAAUAUUUUAAUGCUUUCAUGCUUAGCUCACAGCCAAAGCCAACCCAAUAAUGGCUAAUCCAAGCAGAACGAUGUUCUAAGGGAACGACUUAUAAUCUUUUGGAAUACUGGACACAAUCAAAACCUGAUUUUCACACUUUAGAAAAAAAAAACGACCAGUUACUUUAAGAUAGGUCAGAGCCCGAGCUGUGAAUGCUGAAGUCAUUUUCUCAAGUAUCUGUGAAAUUCCUCUAUCAUUCAGAAAAAUGUGAUUAAGUGUAAAAGGCAACAGCAAGUUCUAAUUCAAAAUACAUCACGCCAAUGACAAACUGUUGAAGAUGUCCUUUUUGUUGCUAACCCUAUCACUUUUUAUUCAUGUAAAAGGUUGAAACUGUUGGAUUCAGAGAAAAAAAAGACUUUAUCUUCCCCUGAAGGCUGUUUUCAUAUAUCAGGUAGGAGGCUAACUCCCAGUCCAAACAUUUGUUAAUAAACAUUUAUCAUUCUGAGACGGCAUGAAGGGCACUUUGGUCGCUCACAGAUUCACACCUAGAUGACAGUAGAAAUUCUCAUGCAAGUUUUGUCAUUUCAUUAUACAAUGGUUUAUAAUUUUAACAUAUUGUAUGAAUCUGAUCGUGUCAUCUACAUUUGACUGAUUUACUUCAAACAAAAUAAAAAGGAUGGAUAAGUGGGUCCUCCUUCAUUACUGGCAGUCUUAAGGAAACAUGAGUUGUAGAUACAAGUGUUACAUCAAAGAUCAGUGGAACCUUGUCACAAACUGUGUACUUAAAACUGUACUCUAGUUAAACCACAGGUAGGGAAGCCUAACAUCCAGUUGAUCUAUGUAGAUAUAAUAGAAAUUGAGAGGAAUACUAAUUAAUGCCCUCCCACCUCUUGAACAUACCUUAGUGAGCUGUGAGAUUUUGGUAACUGAUGGAAAUAUAAGAUCAAUGCCAGCAUAGUUUAAACAGAUUUAGGAAAUCUUAUCUUUAAAGGAUCAGUAUAGUGUCAGGAAAAUAAAUCGGUUUUCCUGACACUUUAGUGCCCUGAGGGUGCCCCCAGUCUCAUGGUUCCCCUCCCGUGGUGCUGAAGGGGUUACUCACCUUCUUCCACCGCCGGGCUCCCUUACCUCUCCUCCCCCGCCGUCAGCUCCCGCGGCAUUGUUGCGCGUGUGCGCGCGCAUUCAAAGUGUCCAUAGGAAAGCAUUUCUCAAUGCUUUCCUAUGAACGCUCUGCGUAAUGGAGGUAUAAUAUGCCUCCAGCGUCACAGAUGUGCCUCUCGUGGCUGUCCGGAAGAGAGCCACUAGAGGCUGGCUUAACCCCAAAUGUAAACAUAGCAGUUUCUCUGAAACUGCUAUGUUUACAGUAGGCAGGGUUAACCCUAGAGGGACCUGGCACCCAGAUCACUUCAUUAAACUGAAGUGGUCUGGGUGACUAUAGUGUCCCUUUAAAUCCGUUAUUUUAUCUACCUGACGUUACUUUAGAAGUUUUGUUGAAUUUUGAAUCGAAUCAUUUCAAAACAAAUGUCAUUUUCAAAGCUUAGUAUCCCUUUAAUAAUAUGGUAUUAACCACCCCUGUAAUUUUAUUUUAAGUGGUUUGAUAUAUGAAUAUAUAUAGAGAGGACAAUAAAUAAGGUAUAUUUUGUUAAUAGUUUUCUCUGUGUGUAGGAAACAAACAUGCAUGUUUCAUUUACCACGGGAGACCACUUAGCAAGCAGCCAGCUCUGACCAGUCCAUACCAACUGUCCGCUAAACAGCCAUAUUCAUCUGCGUUCUUAAACAAGAAAGAACCCAGCCAUCCAAAAAGGUGAGAUCAUUUGUGAAUUAAAAUGACUAAACAUUUACAGUGACACCAUAAAUAUGUCUCUUUUAACCAGUAGCAGGAAAAGUGCGGGACAAAAUAGGGGCAUUCUAAAGAGCUGGAAUCAUUAGCCAUUAGAAUCUUUACAAAGGUACAAUCCCACAAUGCAUUGUGGCUUUAAUAUAGUCAGCAGCCCAGCUCUGCACAGUUCUGUUUGUCAGUAUUCAAUCAACAUGUUUACUAGCACCAGAUAUUGAUAAAAUACUGUAAAGAGCUCCUAUGAAUGAUAGUUCCUCUAUUCUUUGUGUCUGAGAUGUAAAAUUAGCUCUAGCCCAAAAGAGAAGAUCUUAUAGAAUGAACUCUGUGUGUAAAGCACCCCAACAUUUUAUAGAAACAUUGAGAGUUUGAAUGAAACAUUUAUUUUAUUUUUAACUACUUGUAAUACUCAUCCAAUAGCUUUAUGUCAUAUUCUAUCCCUCUCACAAAAGAGAAAAUAUAAUUUUUCAAGUAAUUUUUUAAAUAUCUUCGUAGGGUGAAGCAACCAAAGCCUGCUACGUUUCCAAAGAAGGACACAGAAAGUAAUCUAGCUAUCCAGCAGAUAAAUGACUUGGUUCUGGAAGAUUAUAUUAAUUCUGUUUCUGAGACCAGCCAAAAAUCAACUAAUGAAGAUUCAGUUCAGUCUGGGAGUAACCAAGUGAAGAUUUUUGAAGCUAAUAUAAAAACUGAUGAUAAUUAUGUCUCCAAAAUACCUCAAGACGUCAGCUAUUCUUUACAAGAGUUCCAGAAAGGAAAUGGCCAACCCCUGCACAAUUCGAGAUUUUCUGCUGGUUACCUCACACAGACUCCGGAAACUCAUGCUUGUUCAGUCAAAGUGCCUCAAAAAGCCAUCGAUCGCUCGUUUGGAGAGCAAAAAAUUAUUCAGGAACCCACAGUGUCUUCUUUCCAGGAGCUUCAGAAUGUCUAUGAUAAUUAUUUCAAGAAACUUCAGACUUCUAGUGCUUCUUCUUCUACAAAGCUUCUGAAUUCAAGUGCUCCUUCUUCCCUAGGGCUUCAGAAUUCCAGUGCUUCUUCCUCUACAAAACUUCAGAAUUCCAGUGCUUCUUCCUCUACAAAACUUCAGAAUUCCAGUGCUUUUUCCUAUACAAAGCUUCAGAAUUCCAGUGCUCAUUCCUCUAAAGAACUUCAGAAUUCCAGUGCUCUUACCUCUCUAGAGCUUCAGAAUUCCAGUGCUCCUUCUUCCACAGAGCUUCAGAAUUCCAGUGCUCCUUCUUCCACAGAGCUUCAGAAUUCCAGUGCUCCUUCUUCCACAGAGCUUCAGAAUUCCAGUGCUCCUUCUUCCACAAAGCUUCAGAAUUCCAGUGUUCCAUCCUCCACAGAGCUUCUUAAUUCCAGUGCUCUUUCCUCUCUAGAGUUUCGGAAUUCCAGUGCUCAUUCCUCUAAAGAACUUCAGAAUUCCAGUUCUCUUACCUCACUACAGCUCCAGAAUUCCAGUGCUCCUUCUUCCACAGAGCUUCAGAAUUCCAGUGUUCCAUCCUCCACAGAGCUUCUUAAUUCCAGUGCUCUUUCCUCUCUAGAGCUUUGGAAUUCCAGUGCUCCUUCCUCUAAAGAACUUCAGAAUUCCAGUGCCCUUACCUCACCAGAGCUUCAGAAUUCCAGUGCUCUUACCUCACCAGAGCUUCAGAAUUCCAGUACUCUUUCCUCUACAGAGCUUCAGAGUUCCAGUGCUCUUACCUCACUUGAGUUUCAGAAUUCCAAUACUCUUUCCUCCCUAGAGCUUCAGGAUUCCAGUGCUCCUUCCUCUACAGAGCUUCAGAAUUUCCCUGCUUCUUCCUCCACAGCGCUUCAGAAUUUCAGUGCUCCUUCUUCCACAGAGCUCCAGAAUUUAAGUGUUUCUCACUCCACAGAGCUUCAGAAUGCUAGCACUUCUUUCAAAGAGCCGAAGGAAGCUAUCAAUAAUGAGCCUUGGGGGAGUGUACAAACUAGAACAUCACAAGAAGUCCAACAGAAUAUAUCAGUUGAGAAAGAAGUAUUAGCUGGACACCAUGUCAGAGAGAGUACACAGGUGGAUGCCAUUUUAACUCAUAAGAUUACAGAGUGUGCCUAUGCACAUGUGUCAGGGGAGGAUGAGGAGCACAGAACAGACAUGAACCGAAAGGUCUGGUCAUGUCAAACAGCACAAACCUCUACUACUCUUGAACAAGGCAUCGGUACUGAGAUGGGUGAGGAUGACGAUUUAAGGGUGAAAACGAACAUUCACUCUACAAAAACAAGGAUAGCUACAGAAAUUCCUGUCAACACCAUACCUAGAGACAAUAAUAAUAAUUCAGGUCAGAAUUCAAUAAAAUACUCAAUCGAAAAUCAUUGUACAGGCUGUAUAGUGGACGGUAGUCAGGUUUUUGUGCCAAAUACAGACUGUGGCGUAGCUCAGAUUUCAGAGGGUUUGGUACAAAAUCCAGAAUUAAAUAGGGAACUAAAAAGAGAACUGGAGUCUUCCAAGAAUUCUGUAAUAAAAAAUGAAAACCAUUGGUCACAUCAAAGUGAGGUCAUCAGAAAAAGUCAAGGCGUUCUGGUGCUGACAAGGAGUACAGAGGAAAAUGCAGUGUUUAUCCCAAAACUAAAAUUUGAAUUCACACCAGACAACAGCAUUGACUAUUCAUUAAUCAAUCUGCCUAAGGGCUGCCAGGGCAAAGGCAGAGCAAAAGGGAGUGACUUACUGAAUAUGAGACCAUAUACGCCUCAUGGCCCCUCAUUCAGCAAGAGCAUUCUGAAGAGGUCAUCUGCGCUCCCAAGUCACAGUCCUUCUACAGUGUACAAGGGCCCACUCUCAUCCAGCAAUGAUGGCACCUCACGUAGACUUUAUGAGAUGAGUAAUACAUCAGGCCCUCUCUAUGGGAUAGUGGAUCUAUCCCUUUCAUUCAGAAAUAACUUGCCAGAAGAGGUGAUUCCUCCAGAUAUUCCAAAAAUACUAAUUCCAGAUGAGGAUGACGAUAGUUAGAGUAUCUAACAUGAGUCACUCCCCCCUCCCCGGAUCUUUUUUUUUUUUUUAAAGGCGCACUGUAACGUUAGACAUACAGAUACUGUAUUCCUAAUGCUAUAGUGCCCCCCUCCCGGUUUGUCAUAAAAAUAUAAAAAAUUAAGUUUUUUUACUUACCUUUUACAGCCCCUAGGUUGCUGCUCACCUCUCCUCCUCCUCCCGCAGCAUCAUAGAGGAGGCGUGGCUGAUUCUGGUGAUGGUCCAAUCCAAUGCUUUUAGAGGAGUAUUAGUUAACUGAUUUGCAUCCGCUGCUUGUCAUGUGAAAGCAUUGCAUCCAAUGUUAUCCUAUGAGCUGCAACAUCACGUGACUGAGUUUUACUCUGCCAGUACAGCAGAAGUAACUAGAAGCAUGUUGAACCCUUCAAGGUAAACAUUUUUUUUUUUUUUUUUAAUGGCCAUAUUUUACCUUGGAGGGUUAAACUUACAGGACCACUGCACACAGAGCACUUUAUUGACAUGAAGUGGUCUGAAUAACUUUAUUGGUCAUUUAAGGUGGAUGGUGCCUAAACAUUUUGAUUUCAGGGAGUAGUAUAAUGGUCCAAUAACUAUAGUUUGCGUUUCUAACAGAAUCUUAAAUAAAAGUAUUAAACACAGUGAGGGUUAUGUAUUAAAAGUGUCUGUAAUGAAAAGUGGUGCAACAUGGAAUAAGGGUAGAAUCACCAAUUCAUUGUGCCUGCUUUUCACAGGUUUUAUGGUGGGCACCACACUUUUAGUACAUUAAAGAACAGAAGACUUUUUAUACACAACCCCAAUGUAUCACGUAUUUCUGAAACAGGAGUGUCACAUGCCUCGGUCUUAGGAACCCUAGAUUUUGGCACCUGUUUCUCUCAUUAAGCGAGAUGAUGUUCCUUUUGUUAAAAACCAUCCACACGUGGACAGAGCAGAUCUGAUUCUACAUCUAAUUUCGGACACAAACCGGUAAAUAAUGUAUAGGAGUAUAGGAUAUCCCCCCACCUCUUUAUUACAUGAUGUCACUGAUUUGAUACAUUCCAGCCCCUACAGUAUUAAUCUAUGGAAAUAUUUGACAGCAGAGCUAAAUUAAAAGAAUGCACAAUAAAGCCUGUAAUAAAAAACCCUAUGUAUACACUGUGUUAAAAUAUGUAUAUUUUCAGUAAAUUCUCUGUUCUAGUAAUCAUGUUGUGUGUAUUGAGCACAAGACUCGUACCCACCAUUGUCUUCAUGUUACAAUUGCUCAGAGAUAUUGUGAAUGGAGCCGUCUGACAGCGUUAUUUACUAACGUGAGAACUGUCAGGAGUAGAACUUCAAAUUUAAGGCCCAUAUAAGUGUAAACAUUCUCCAAUUCAGCUACGCUUGUCGUUCAGCUACUAUGACACUAAAUGUUACAUUCACUGUGAAUACCUGUACUUCUUACUUUGCUAAAUAACCCUGUGUGUAUGGCAUUUGAAGACAAUUUUUGUUUUUAGGUGAGGCAGAAUCCUCAUCCCCUCCCUAAAAAAACCUAAAACAGUCCCGCAGAAUGUAAUUACUAAGUGACCAUGGCUGUAAGGAGCCAUUCAUAUUGCCAAUAGUUGAAGGUGAGGUUGUGUGCUCUGCUUCCUCAGGGAUGUGGAAUUUAUAUCGCCUGACACCCCAGAUAUGCAGUUCUGGGCAAGCAGUUUUUCUAUUCUUUUAGCCUUGGCAAAGGGAUGUAGUAUGAAUGCACUGGAAGGACUGCGCAUAUAGCCAGCUGGGGCCGCACUAGGCUGCUAAGCAUGGGGAGGUGCGAGGAGAAGCAGUCGCUUAUCGCGAUGCACAGAGCUAACGGCCGAAGGGAUACAGCAGGACAUCAUAUCCAACAAAUGGCACUCUGG
This is a messenger RNA of Pelobates cultripes (western spadefoot toad), 20580 nucleotides long. NCBI's taxonomy places the organism in Eukaryota, Metazoa, Chordata, Amphibia, Anura, Pelobatidae. The record is from the annotation of a GenBank genome assembly.